This is a messenger RNA of Seminavis robusta, 1477 nucleotides long. The record is from the annotation of a GenBank genome assembly. NCBI's taxonomy places the organism in Eukaryota, Bacillariophyta, Bacillariophyceae, Naviculales, Naviculaceae.
GACCUUUGUUUUGAAGCUGGCAGCGGGGAGGAAACUCCGAAGUAAAACUAGCUCACAAAUUGGCAACACAAAAAAGAAACAUCAUCCAUCCAUUCGCAACACAUCCAUCCACUCUAACUAAUACCAAAAAAAUCAAUCAAGAUGGCAAAACCCAACAUGCUUCUAUUGCGCAUCAGCGAUGAGCCUUCCUUUGACUUUGUCCAGUUGGCCCACGCACUGGAGGCCAUUGAUUGCUCGGAUUGGGAUGUCAAGAGCAUCACACUCUGCUUGGACGACUUUGAAUACAUGGAUGCUACCCCCUCUGCCGAGCUCUGCAUGUUCUUCAAGGCCAUUGGUAGCAUUAGCAGUCUUAUCCACCUCAAGAUCUACGAUUCCGGACGCGAGGGUAUCUUGCCCAUUUCCGUCGUUGCUCCCCUGCUGCACCUCUUGGGAAACCGAUUGGAACAACUCGAACUGAGUGGAAUUACCCUGUGUGGUUCCUCCAAUGAGCUGAACGACUUUAGUUGCUCCCUGCAAGGUUUGAUCCAACUCAAAUCCUUUCGCUUCACCAAGUUUUCCGAUAUUGUCUGCACGGAUCAACUGUCACGAGAUGGAGUCGAAGCAUUGUUCAAUACAGUGGCUCAGCUACCCAAUAUCCAGGCAGUCAACGGGGAUAUCCACUGGUUCUUGGAGGGAGCACAGCGAAAGGCGUUCACAGGGAUCCUCUCUUGCAGCCACAAGUUGUCACUCACUCUGGAAAUUGAGCCCGGUAUGGAUGGAGAAACCUUUGCAGCCCUCGUCGUGGAAAACGGCACCAUUGAGAUGAGCAUGUUCCAAGAAUCCGUCCACGGGACAUACCCAUUGCAAUACCUAAUGCUAUUGGCAUUGGCUGUCGAACUCAACUCGGCUUCUGGAAUCCACAAGAUUGUUCUGGAUAUGGAAGGCAUGGAACAACACAGCCAUUUCGAUGAAUUCUUUGUCUACCUGGCACAGUUCUUUGCCCAAGUCCCCACCAGCAAAGACGACGACAAGGCGCCGUUGGAAGUUGAGGUCUACAUGCCUCCGACGUACCAAUUCAAGAACACUGCCAUUACUGCCUUUGCUGAAUUAUUGCAAAACAACUUUGGAAUGCAGAUCCAAUUCCUCCGAGAGAACCGGUCGACGGGUACACACGACAAGGAUGCCGCCAUGCACAGUCAAAUCGACACAUUCCUCUGCCUCAACCAAAACCAACGAGGAUACCUCAUGGAAAACCUGCAUGAAAUCUCUCCCGAACAAUGGGUCGAAUCCUUUGCCGCAGUCAACAACGACCCACGAUGUGUCCACUAUUACCUCAGCAAAAUGCCUUGGAUGUGCGAAGAAAACAGACAACCCGUUUCCGGCAGAUAGAUUGACCAUCCGCAGCCUUGCAAACGAACUUCCUUCAGCUACUAGCUACUAGUCUCCAGCUUCAAACAUAGAUACACAUUCUGUAACAUUAAAUGAACAGUUCACGCUC